AUGUUCAUUCUUCGCCUCGUUCCAAGUUGGGUCCACCUGCUCUGGCUGGUUCUGGCCAUAGGUGUUCAAGGAGCAAAUCACGACGAGCGCCGGAGUGUCGCACUCGCCGGCCAAGCAUUCGAAAUUCUUCAGGACUAUGCCCAAACUCAAGCAACACCAGCCAGUAGCAAUUGUACCUUUGAAACGGCAGCCAGGAGACAAGAAUGGACAAGAUUGUCGCGAGAGCAGCGCAUGGCAUACAUCAAUGCCACACUCUGCCUCAUGUCAAAGCCCUCCCUCACUGACCCACGCCUCGCCGCGGGUGCAAAGUCGCGAUACGACGACUUCGUCGCCAUCCAUAUCAACCAGACGCAGACGAUCCACAAUACGGCAAAUUUCCUGACGUGGCACCGCCUCUUCACGUGGAACUACGAGCAGGCCCUCAUCAGCGAGUGCGGCUAUGAGGGCACCCUGCCGUACUGGGACUGGGCCGAGACGGCGGAUGAUCCGCUGGGCGCUGAGAUCUUCGAUGGCAGCGACUGGAGCAUGAGCGGAAACGGGGUAUAUGCGCCGCACGGCUGCACGGCUGGCCGCCCAGGGAACUGUAUACCACCUGGAGAUGGUGGCGGCUGCGUCGACAAGGGUCCGUUCCGCGACAUGACGGUCAACCUUGGGCCAAUCCAGCCGCUGCUGACUGUUGCGGGCAUUGUCGCCAUGCCGGCGAAUGAUACUCUGAAGUGGAACCCGAGAUGCUUGCGACGGGACAUCACGAACUGGACCAGCACGCGUUGGACGUCAGAGAAGAAUUUGACGGAUCUGUUGACACUCCAUGACGAUAUCUCGAGUUUCCAGUUCACCAUGCAGGGCAACUACUCAGCUGGAGAUUAUGGUGUACAUGGCGGUGCACAUUUUAUUACAAGUGGCGACCCUGGCGGAGAUCUCUUCAACAGCCCAGGCGACCCCAUCUUCUUCCUCCACCACGCCAUGAUCGACCGAGUGUUCUGGAUCUGGCAGAACCUUCACCCAGAGGAUCGGACAGAAGUUGUUGGUGCAACGAUCACGCGAGGCAACGUUCCGCCUAGUCGGAAUGGGUCGCUGACGGAUGCGCUCUUCAUGGGCGUGCUGACAUCGUCGCCUCCCAUCACAAUUGGCCAGGCAGGGAGCACUUUGGGCUUCACAGGCGCUCCGUUCUGCUAUAUUUACACUUAA
Molecule: messenger RNA, 1188 nt
Organism: Diaporthe amygdali
Lineage: Eukaryota; Fungi; Ascomycota; Sordariomycetes; Diaporthales; Diaporthaceae
Product: tyrosinase central domain-containing protein
Exons: 4
Coding region: 1-1188 (395 amino acids)
Molecular function (GO): oxidoreductase activity
Source: RefSeq, a predicted model, not a curated record